Molecule: messenger RNA, 1740 nt
Organism: Fusarium keratoplasticum
Lineage: Eukaryota; Fungi; Ascomycota; Sordariomycetes; Hypocreales; Nectriaceae
Exons: 2
Coding region: 1-1740 (579 amino acids)
Biological process (GO): regulation of transcription by RNA polymerase II; chromatin remodeling
Cellular component (GO): RSC-type complex; nuclear chromosome; nucleus
Molecular function (GO): transcription coregulator activity
Source: RefSeq, a predicted model, not a curated record
AUGGAACGAUCAAAGCCCCAGGCGUUCUUGUCGAGCUACGCGCCGCGAUUGCGCGGCUACAACAACUCUCUCCUCACCCCCGUACUGCCGAGCGCGCCCUCUGGCCCCGUCUCGAGAACGACCAAGCGAGGCACCACCAUCAUCAACUACGCCGAAGAUGGGUACGACGACCUGGAUGAGGAUAGCGACGACACCCGAAGACGACCCACCGGCUUGAGAAGCUUGCGCAAGGAGGACUCGGUCAGCAGGCAAGACAUCGCCGAGAAGGCAGGCAAGGACACAAAGGAGCCCGUCGACGUCCAGGGCAUUUGGCGCGAUUGGAUGGCCAAGCAUCGCCUGGCUCGGAGUGAUCAGCAGAAUGCGGUACAGGCUACAUUGCCGCUCACACUGAUUCCGAUCCGGAUCGACCUGGAUGUUCCGGCCUUCGUCCCCCCGCCUCCAUUUCCAACACCGAAUCCCAACACCGUCGAUAUCUCCCUCCCUCAGUAUCGACAACAGGAGAUGACGGUGCCCUACAAGCUGCGAGAUAUUUUCUGCUGGAAUCUCCACGAGACGCUGAUCUCGACCGACCAGUUUGCUCAGACUCUGGUGCAGGAUCUCGACCUUCCUCACAGGCAAAACGCCAUCGCCGAGAUCAGCAAACAGAUUCGGACACAGCUCGAGGAGUAUGCGGGCGUUGCCCUCCACCCGCUGUUCCAUGCAGAGCAGCCGGCUCCUUCUCUCCCGCAACCGACGGCCAGCGGAUUGACCCCAAGACCAAGCUUCGCUCUCAAGUCUCGGGACGAGUCUCCCGCUUCUGCGAUCCGAGGCACCUCUCGACCAGACACACCUGCGCAGACAGGAGGCGCACCCACUCCAUCUCAGACACAGGCCCCAGAUGUGACAGCUGAGGCGACUCCCAUUCUCCCCGAUUCUGAUGACUACAACCCUGACGAUACAUAUCGAUGCAUCAUCAACUUGAACCUUAAUCUGGCUUCAAUGUUGUACACAGACAAGUUUGAAUGGUCUCUUCUGCACCCACCAGGCACUGCUGAGGCGUUUGCCAAGGUGACGUGUGCUGACCUAGGACUUACCGGAGAGUGGAUUCCAGCCAUGACACAUGCUAUCUAUGAGGCUGUCCUGCGACUAAAGAAGGAGGCCUGCGAGGCGGGUGGACUUGUGGCCGGAUGGGGUGGGCUACAGCAAGAACUGCCAAACGAUGCCGCCCAUGGUGUGGAGGCUGGUUGGAGAUAUGAUCCCGACCACCUAGGAGAUGACUGGGAACCCAAGGUAGAGUUCCUGAGCAAUGAAGAGAUCGAGAAGCGAGAAGGCGACCGAGAGCGUCAAGUCCGUCGGUUACGUCGGGAGACGGCACGGUUCAGCUCCACGACAGGCAUGUUGGGCGGCACACCGUUUGGCGCUCCGAUGGAGGUCGAGGAGGAGCGGAUGGGACGAGGCGAGAGGUCCAAGAAGAAGCGGAGAUUCCGAAGCCUGAGUCCGCUGGGCCGAGGAGGGACGCCGGGAGGGCGAGGAACUCCAGACGUGGGCGGAUAUGGAGGCGGCGGAGCUCUGACGGACCAAGAGAGACUCCAGUGGAGAUGCUGGCAUUGCCAGAUAUGGGGCACCAGCGUCUGGGCAGUGCGAGACGGCCCUGCAGGCCCAAGGACCCUGUGUGCCAACUGUGGAUAUCUCUAUGAGCGAGAUCAGAGGCUUCCUCGCCAGUGCAAAAAUCUUCAUUUCCAAGACCCUCGUAUUGUUUAG